Messenger RNA from Paraglomus brasilianum, 679 nucleotides. The record is from the annotation of a GenBank genome assembly. NCBI's taxonomy places the organism in Eukaryota, Fungi, Glomeromycota, Glomeromycetes, Paraglomerales, Paraglomeraceae.
UUCAAACGAACAGGAUGAAGUACAAUUGAUAGUUUACAGAAAACGGCAUACCGAAGUUGUUACCCACCCUCAUCAUACAGAGUCAUUAUAUUCAUCUCCAAAGACUCCAAGAGUGCAAUUUGACAGGAUGGUUGGUAAAUAUAAGAUACCACUCUACGAGGAUGAUAAUUUGGACGGCGCCAUGACAUCCUAUCCAAGUCAAAUGCACGCCCAAUCUCAUACUCUUCUUUUCGCUACCGCCUUUUCUCUCCUCAAUAAUGUCGAUAUGAAUACUAUGGACUACAGGAAUGCUGCUAGCGACUAUGCAUCAUAUCAAGAAACCGCCAAUUAUCCAGUUUCUUAUCAAUUUCCGAGUCACAUUGAGACAAGAAGUGGGCAGUCGAAUAUACCAAGUCACGAUCAAGUCGAAAACCAUACGAGCAGAUCUUAUCCAGCCCCGGUAUCUUGUCAAACAUUGCUUGGCUUCUCUGCACAAAAUAAUUAUCCGUCGGACUCUGCGAUCAACCAUUCAUACAUUGUUACGCAAAUGCCAAUGCAAAUGUUACUUUCAUCUAAUAACUCUAACGUAAUUAACGAGUCCACUAACUCUGGGUAUGUUGUUAUGAAAGUAGAGUGUACUCACUUAGACAGUGUAUCAGCUGCUGACAUUGAAAAUUAUUACCAACACCUCAAUAAUUAA